GGAAAGGGGCGGAGCUGCGGGGGCGGUUGGCGGAGGCUGGGUCCUGCGCUGUGUAGCAGCGCACGUGUUUCAGCCGGAAGUGCUUAAGAAUCCCAGGGUUGGAAUCCGAAAUGGAAGCACAGAGCGCCGUAGCAGAGGAGGGCUUUACCCAGGUCACUCGCAAGGGUGGUCGGCGGGCGAAGAAACGGCAGGCUGAACAGCUGUCCGCAGCGGGAGAGGGCGGGGAUGCAGGCCUUAUGGACACAGAAGAGGCCAGGCCGGCGAAGAGGCCCGUCUUCCCGCCCCUCUGCGGCGAUGGGCUCCUGGGUGGGAAAGAAGAAACAAGGAAAAUUCCAGUCCCAGCUAACAGAUACACACCAUUAAAAGAAAACUGGAUGAAGAUAUUUACUCCUAUUGUGGAACAUUUGGGACUUCAGAUACGCUUUAACUUGAAAUCAAGGAAUGUAGAAAUCAGGACUUGUAAAGAAACCAAGGAUGUUAGUGCUCUGACAAAAGCAGCUGAUUUUGUGAAAGCCUUUAUUCUCGGCUUUCAGGUGGAGGAUGCACUUGCUCUCAUCAGGUUGGAUGACCUCUUCCUAGAGUCUUUUGAAAUUACAGAUGUUAAACCCUUAAAGGGAGACCAUCUAUCUAGGGCAAUAGGAAGAAUUGCUGGCAAAGGAGGAAAAACCAAAUUCACCAUAGAGAAUGUGACACGGACACGGAUAGUUUUGGCUGAUGUGAAAGUUCACAUCCUUGGCUCCUUCCAAAACAUCAAGAUGGCAAGAACUGCCAUUUGCAACCUAAUCUUGGGAAAUCCUCCUUCCAAGGUUUAUGGCAAUAUUCGAGCUGUGGCUAGCAGAUCAGCAGAUCGAUUCUGAUUUCAAGUCAGAGACUUUUUAUCUUGCCUUUGGACUCUGCAGAAAAAUACUUUAUGGGUGGUCACAAGAAACCAUCUGAAAAAUUGCAGUCAUUUGAAGCCUCCAUCCUCUCUUCAUUCUCAGCCAGAAGCAUAAAAAGAAAAGUUUAAGAGUAUUCACACUGAACAGAUUUUAGGAUAAUUUAAAUAUCAAAAAUUGAUUCUAUUAUACCCACACAUUAGAUAUAAUUUAUCAUUUCUUUGAAAUCACUUGUAGCAGACUGCAUAGUUUAUAAUCCUCUUGGUAACUUCUUGUUUAAACAGCGCUAUGUGAAUUUAUACUUUUAUAAAUUCAUAACUUCAUAAAAAUUUAUAAACAUUUCUUCUUUAUAAAUUGUAAUUUAAUAGAUUAUCUUAGAAAAACUCUC
Molecule: messenger RNA, 1263 nt
Organism: Sapajus apella (tufted capuchin)
Lineage: Eukaryota; Metazoa; Chordata; Mammalia; Primates; Cebidae
Gene: PNO1
Product: partner of NOB1 homolog
Exons: 7
Coding region: 111-857 (248 amino acids)
Cellular component (GO): nucleolus
Molecular function (GO): RNA binding
Source: RefSeq, a predicted model, not a curated record